Molecule: messenger RNA, 1596 nt
Organism: Aspergillus niger
Lineage: Eukaryota; Fungi; Ascomycota; Eurotiomycetes; Eurotiales; Aspergillaceae
Exons: 9
Coding region: 1-1596 (531 amino acids)
Molecular function (GO): methyltransferase activity
Source: RefSeq, a predicted model, not a curated record
AUGAUCUUUGAUAAUCGGCUGAUCUUCCCGCGAGACUGUGAGCCUCAAAGAGUUCUUGAUUGCGGUCACGGCGCGGGGUCCUGGGCCAUUCAGGUGGCAGAAGAUUUUCCAGAAUGCGAGGUUAUCGGUGUUGAUAUAUCUCCUCAUAUGAUACCAGAUGACGAAGAUGACGAUUAUGAUGUGGCGGAAAACUUGGAGUUUCAGGUCGACGACUUGAACCGCCCCUUUACCUUUCCCCCUGGAUAUUUCGAUCUCGUCAAUUCGAGGAUGAUGGCAGCAGGUAUCGACGGAUCCCGAUGGUCGUCAUAUAUACAAGACAUCAAAAGAGUUUUGAAACCAGGCGGUUGGGUGCAGUUGGUUGAAAUUUACUUCAACGUCCAGUCGGAUAACGGUUCGCUCACGGAGAAUCACGCAUUGAGACAGUGGAGUACAAAGCUCAUGAGCUCAGUCGAAGGCGUCAAGGAUCUUCGUAUAGGCACCCGCCUGAGAGAUCUCCUGUUAGCAGCAGGGCUGAAGGAAGUUGAAUCAACAAUGAUACCUGUCCCCCUUUGCGAAUGGCCUAGCGGUGAGUUCUUCCAAGCCAGUAUUAGCAAAGCCAACCGCAAGAUCACCCGACGCCUGCUCGCCGCAGUAGCACUCUAUCCAUUGACCCAACGCCUGCAUAUGUCGCAUGACGAGUUCCAGCAGCUGAUCGACCAAGCACAAAAAGAAGCGGAAAACCCAAGCUUGAAAACAUAUUUCCCUUUACAAUGCCCAGUCAAGGGAACCUCUUCACUCAUUCUUCAUCCGCAACCAGCUUUCAUCCGACUAGCGGGUAGAGCUUCAGUACAUUGUCACGCAUAUUCCCAGGGAAUCUCAAUCCCAUUGGCCGUCUUUCUCUCGACGCCUGUUGGGACACCAGGGAGGUUUCCUGACGUUGGCAUUCAGCGUGGUCGAGUCCUGCCGCCCACCAAGGCUGUCCAAGUUAUAAACAGGCACAGGAUUGCCCGGGGGAUAAUUCCAGUGGUGCUGGAAGGAGCUAUGCAGACAGGGCAAGAAAACAUGCUCAUUGCAACUGACGAGAGUCAAUCGAAAAGCCGGCCAUUAGUACCAUUGCUGACGACCACCGAUGAGGGGAGUGAUGGCUCAGCCAUCAUUAAGAACCACCCCACCAAGAGGGAAGUGCCGGUGGUGAAUCGGGUGGCUCAAUUAGCUCAUCUCGGGAGGGGACACAAAGGGGUAAACCAGGAAGAAGAAGAAGAAGAAGAAGAAAACAAGAGUUACGGCGACAAGAAGAGAGGAGGCACAGCGUUUCGGGACGGAACCAGAGCCACGGGACCAGAAAAAGACCGCCCCAAGAUAAGCUCAGGCCCUGAUGCUCUGCUCGCAGCAACCCCCCCGUCUAAAACCACUACAGGAGCACAUGGGGCAAGACAAUGGUCUACGCCGUCAUUAGUACCAGCCCGUCCUCGAUCGAUCAAGCCCCGUCGCCCCAUCUACCGUGUUUCUUUGGGCAAGGACGCGAUGGAAGCCCUGACCUUCCCUACCAGCAGAAAGGGCUCUCUUGCUAGACAUUUAUUGGGGCAUAUACCGCGCUCUACUACUACAACUGAAUAG